GGCAGUGGCCGAGGAGGCGGCGCGGCGGACGGCGGCCCGAGAGUAGCGCCCGCGCUGCGGCCCGCGGGACCGCGCCGCGACCGCCCGGGCCGGCCCGGAGGAGCGCCCGCCGCCGCCGCCGCCGCCGCGCGCGCAGCGAGGGUAUGAACGUGAUUUCUGAUGAAGCUGGAUUGGGAUAAUUUUCAUGAUUUUUAUAUAUUUAUAUAUAUAUAUGUAUUUUAAAAUUUUUCAUUUGACUUAAAGUGCCAUGAGAAAAUUUGCAUAUUGCAAGGUGGUCCUAGCCACCUCCUUGAUUUGGGUACUCUUGGAUAUGUUCCUGCUGCUUUACUUCAGUGAAUGCAACAAAUGUGAUGAGAAAAAGGAGAGAGGACUUCCUGCCGGGGAUGUUUUAGAGCCAGUACAAAAGCCUCAUGAAGGCCCUGGAGAAAUGGGGAAACCAGUCGUCAUUCCUAAAGAGGAUCAAGAGAAAAUGAAAGAAAUGUUUAAAAUCAACCAGUUCAAUUUAAUGGCAAGUGAGAUGAUUGCACUCAACAGAAGUUUACCAGAUGUCAGGUUGGAAGGGUGUAAAACAAAGGUGUAUCCAGAUAAUCUUCCAACAACAAGUGUGGUGAUUGUUUUCCACAAUGAGGCUUGGAGCACACUUCUUCGAACUGUUCAUAGUGUCAUUAAUCGCUCACCAAGACACAUGAUAGAAGAAAUUGUUCUAGUAGAUGAUGCCAGUGAAAGAGAUUUUUUGAAAAGACCUCUAGAGAGUUAUGUGAAAAAACUAAAAGUGCCAGUUCAUGUAAUUCGAAUGGAACAGCGUUCUGGAUUGAUCAGAGCGAGAUUGAAAGGAGCUGCUGUUUCCAAAGGCCAAGUGAUCACCUUCUUAGAUGCCCAUUGCGAGUGUACAGUGGGAUGGCUAGAGCCUCUCUUAGCCAGGAUCAAACAUGACAGGAGAACAGUGGUAUGUCCCAUCAUUGAUGUGAUCAGCGAUGAUACUUUUGAGUAUAUGGCAGGCUCUGAUAUGACAUAUGGUGGAUUCAAUUGGAAACUCAAUUUUCGCUGGUAUCCUGUUCCCCAAAGAGAAAUGGACAGAAGAAAAGGUGAUCGAACUCUUCCUGUCAGAACACCUACAAUGGCAGGAGGCCUUUUUUCAAUAGACAGAGAUUACUUUCAGGAAAUUGGAACAUAUGAUGCUGGAAUGGAUAUUUGGGGAGGAGAAAAUCUAGAAAUUUCUUUUAGGAUCUGGCAGUGUGGAGGAACUUUGGAAAUAGUUACAUGCUCACAUGUUGGACAUGUGUUUCGGAAAGCAACACCUUACACGUUUCCUGGAGGCACAGGGCAGAUCAUCAAUAAAAAUAACAGACGACUUGCAGAAGUGUGGAUGGAUGAAUUCAAGAAUUUCUUCUAUAUAAUUUCACCAGGUGUUACAAAGGUAGAUUAUGGAGAUAUAUCAUCAAGAAUUGGUCUGAGACACAAGCUACAAUGCAAACCUUUCUCUUGGUACCUAGAGAAUAUUUACCCUGAUUCUCAAAUUCCACGUCAUUAUUUCUCAUUGGGAGAGAUACGAAAUGUGGAAACAAAUCAGUGUCUAGAUAACAUGGCUAGAAAAGAGAAUGAAAAAGUUGGAAUUUUUAAUUGUCACGGUAUGGGAGGUAAUCAGGUUUUCUCUUAUACUGCCAACAAAGAAAUUAGAACAGAUGAUCUUUGCUUGGAUGUUUCCAAACUUAAUGGCCCAGUUACCAUGCUCAAAUGCCACCACCUAAAAGGCAACCAACUCUGGGAGUAUGACCCAGUGAAAUUAACCCUGCAGCAUGUGAACAGUAAUCAGUGCCUGGAUAAAGCCACAGAAGAGGAUAGCCAGGUGCCCAGCAUUAGAGACUGCAAUGGAAGCCGGUCCCAACAGUGGCUUCUUCGGAACGUCACCCUUCCAGAAAUAUUCUGAGACCAAAUUUAAAAAAAAAAAGAGAGAGAGAGAGAAAGAAACAAAAAAGGAUUGACUGGGCUACCUCAGCAUACAUUUCUGCCACAUUCUUAAGUAGCAAAAAAGGAAAAGUGCUUUCCUCUGCAGGAUGUAGGUUUAUCAGCCAUUAAAACUCAGACUCCUCUAGCUUUUCACUAGCUGUGAACCAGCUUCCUGUCCAAGGACGUGAGACUGCACACUGAUGUUUACAAGAUUGAGUCUUUCAUCAAGCAUCAUGGGAAAGAAUAUUCAGACAACAAAACUCAAUCACGAAAUGUGCUUUCUGGAGAACUGUACCUUUUAUGGUCUGCCUGCACAUCAGUAAUUUCUGCUGACUGUGCUAUCAUAAUGAAGAUAUUUCCAAGAUUUUUUUCCUGAUUAGAACUGGUAGCCAGUAUAUUAACUAUUGAUACACAAAUAGAUGAAAAAGAACUGGAACCAGAUUCACAAUCAUGAAAACAACAUUUUUACAACAAUUUUAAAAAAAACUAUAUUAAACAGGGUUAAAAAAAUUACAACAGAACUAUGAGAAGUACAAUUUGUUAUAGUAUAGUAUCAAAUUUCUAUAUAGAUUUUAUACCUCAGUGGGGAAAAAUAACUGAUUCCAAUAACAUUCAUUUUGUUUUCAUCUGUGAUAGUCAUGGAUGCUUUUAUUUUUCUUGGGGUGCUGAAAAUGAGCUGGAAAGUAAGCUCUUUGAACAUAGAUUUAAUUUCUGCAUUUUUAUUUGGUUUGUGGGCUGUUGGAAUUGUUGAUUUUUAAUUGCCUUCUAAAAUGGAGAAUUAACAUGAUGGUGUCUGGUCUCAACUGUACAAGUUAAGAUAUUUCAGUUGUUCUUGGGUCAGUUGGCUUCUAGUGUCUUUCUCUGUCUCUCUGUCUCUGUCUGUCUGUCUGUCUCUCUCUCUCUCUCUCUCUCUCUCUCUCUCUCUCUCUCUCUCUCUCUGUGUCACACACACACACACCCCUCACAGAUUUUUUGCCACAUUAACUUCUUAAUUCAACAGAUUAUGCUUAAUACCCAAGAUUCAUACUACUGUGUUACAAAUUUGUUUUCCUAGCAAUAAAUUUUCAAUUCUUUAUGAUUCCACAUAACAAAAGGCUUACAGAGCAUUUUAUUACUUAGGUAUUUCGAGAUAAUACAUACGAUGGUUUUUUGGAAAACCUUUCUACUCCAUACUCAGAUGUACUUCAUUGUCAAGUGCAUACUUAGAUUAGAUUCUUGAAUUGUGAUGUUGAUCUGCUGCUUUUUUUUUCAAAUAAAAUUUGACUGAAAAUGUUCAAUUGACAUUUUUUUUACUGAGUUAGCCAAAGAAGUGCAGCCAUUUUUCCUUAUGACUUGUCCUGCAUUUCUUUCCUAAAUUGCAUUUAGGUCAAAUUGAUUUUACUUUUGUCUGACUUUUAAUAUUGGGUAUCCAUUAAAAGUUGAUGUCAGUUAAAGGGAAUUUUUUAUCUCAUAGAAGGAAAAUCUUGUGACAUUUUCCCCGAUAUGUAAAGCAAUCCAUUGGCAAAAGUGCAUAUAUUUUUCCUAUUUGUAAGAUUAUAUUUAAUGGUAGUCAUUUCUUUGAUUAUCAAAGACUGUCACUGCAGGCAGUGCCAUUGUGCCUGAGAAUGUUUCUGAAAGUCGUAUCACUCAUGAUACUUGCCAACUUGGGUGAACACAAAGUUUCUCAUGUCCUUUUGUUAAAAAGUUAACCCACAUUGAGCCCAUGUGAAUGUUGCAGGGUGAGGCCAUAACACAGAAUGUAUAAACUGUCCCCCGGAAGUUUGAAGUGAUGCAGGUGCUGGAUGAAAUUUUUUUUUCCUACUCCAUAGCUGUGUUCAGUAGGCCUAAUGCUUGAAUAAAUCAAAUGUCUAAUCAAUAAAUUAUUUUCGUGCUCAGAAUUUCA
Molecule: messenger RNA, 3829 nt
Organism: Cavia porcellus (domestic guinea pig)
Lineage: Eukaryota; Metazoa; Chordata; Mammalia; Rodentia; Caviidae
Gene: Galnt1
Product: polypeptide N-acetylgalactosaminyltransferase 1
Exons: 12
Coding region: 248-1927 (559 amino acids)
Biological process (GO): protein O-linked glycosylation
Cellular component (GO): Golgi apparatus
Molecular function (GO): polypeptide N-acetylgalactosaminyltransferase activity
Source: RefSeq, a predicted model, not a curated record